Messenger RNA from Laccaria bicolor S238N-H82, 888 nucleotides. RefSeq lists its product as uncharacterized. Lineage: Eukaryota; Fungi; Basidiomycota; Agaricomycetes; Agaricales; Hydnangiaceae. The record is from RefSeq and is a predicted model, not a curated record. Gene Ontology annotation, biological process: cellular hyperosmotic response; MAPK cascade; protein phosphorylation. The coding region runs from base 1 to 888 and encodes 295 amino acids. Gene Ontology annotation, molecular function: ATP binding; MAP kinase kinase activity. The transcript is spliced from 6 exons.
AUGGGCCAACUACAACUCGACGAAGAACUGGGAAAAGGAAACUAUGGCACUGUCAAAAAGGUUCUUCAUAAACCCACAAACGUGGCCAUGGCGAUGAAGGAAAUUCGUCUCGAGCUUGAAGAUGCAAAGCUAAACGCUAUCAUCAUGGAACUCGACGUCCUUCAUCGGGCUGUUGCACCUGAAAUCGUCGAAUUUUACGGUGCUUUCUUUAUCGAAUCAUGUGUUUACUAUUGCAUGGAGUACAUGGAUGCCGGCUCCCUGGAUAAACUUCAGGGAGCAGGCGUUCCAGAAGGUGUACUUGGUCGCAUCGCUGGCAGUAUGGUUCGCGGGCUUAAAUUUCUCAAGGACGACCUCAAUAUCAUUCAUCGAGGCAAAAUUAGAUUCAACAGAAAAGGGGAGAUCAAACUAUGCGAUUUUGGCAUAUCAGGCGAACUCGACAAGUCCCUGGCAAAGACGAACAUUGGCUGUCAGAGUUAUAUGGCGCCGGAACGAAUCAAAGGAGAAUCACAGAACAACCUCGGGACAUACACCGUCUCAUCGGACGUAUGGUCUCUUGGCCUAUCAAUGAUCGAGAUUGGGCUUGGACAAUACCCCUACCCACCCGAAACAUACUCCAAUGUGUUCGCUCAAUUGACGGCGAUCGUACAUGGGGAUCCCCCGGAGUUGCCAGAAGAAAAGUACUCGGAGCAAGCGCGGGAUUGGGUCGCCCAAUGUCUCAGGAAAGAUCCAGAACGAAGGGCGAGUUAUCGUGAGCUACUGGACCACCCAUUCCUCGUCGAAAACUCAAAGAUCGAGGUGGAUAUGGUUGGAUGGGUUGAGAGGGCUCUAGAAUAUCGAAAAAAGGCGUCGACCCCGACUCCAGUGCCGCCAUUACCGCAAUCAGUGUGA